CAACUUAUUACCAUUUUGAGGACAAAAAUAAACAAAAACAGCUGCUUGUUAAAGUUCAAGACGUAAAAAUGAUUCGAAACCUAAGCUUCUUAAAACGCAGCAAUCUAUUGGCGAGGAAAUUCAGUUUAGAUGCUGGUGCAGGUACUGGGUCUACGCAGCAAACAUCAGAAACGAUUCGCGAAGUGAAGCAUCAUGAAAACUUGGCCGCCAAUUGGUGGAAUAAGAAAGGUCCAAUGGCAGCGCUGCAUGCCCUAAAUGAAAUUAGAGUUCCACUAAUACGCGAUGGAAUCGUGGCACGCGGCAAUGUAAAUUCACGUUAUAUAAACACAACAAAAGUAUUGAGUGGACAGUGCAUAUUGGAGGUUGGAUGUGGAGCUGGCUUACUAACCGAGCAACUUGCACGCUUGGGCGCUCAAGUUACAGGCAUCGAUCUUGGUGAGGAACUGAUAAAAACGGCAAAAGAACAUUUGAGCAACUGCAGUGCCGAACUCUGUGAUAGAGUCCAAUACAAAAUGGAACCCAUCGACCAGCAUGUCAAAGCGAAUUUCGAGAGGUAUGAUGCGCUAGUAGUUUCUGAAGUUCUAGAGCAUGUUGACGAUAAGGUGGCUCUACUAAGCGCUUGCGUAAAGACUCUCAAACCUGGCGGUUCCAUAUUCAUAACCACCAUGAACAAAACUGUGCCAAUGUGGAUCGGCGGCGUCGUCGUUGGUGAAUAUAUCCUAAAUAUAGCACCCAAGGGCACGCAUCACUGGGAUAAAAUGAUUGCGCCACUGGAUGUUCAACGCAUAUUGGAUACAAUGAAUUGUCAAACCGUGCUCGUCAAUGGCAGCACCUACGAUUUUUGUCGCAACACUUGGCGCUGGAUCAACUCCACACAGCUUUGCUAUGCGCUGCAAGCUGUUAAACAGAUGCCAUCUGAAUGCAGCUGAGCAAGUUUAUUUAAUAUUUAGAGUUAAGUCACUAUGUAAUAUGCUUAUAGUGUUUAUUUAAACCUCGUCAUCUUC
This is a messenger RNA of Drosophila arizonae, 1004 nucleotides long. It is a transcript of the gene Coq3, whose product is annotated as ubiquinone biosynthesis protein COQ3, mitochondrial. The record is from RefSeq and is a predicted model, not a curated record. Gene Ontology annotation, molecular function: 3-demethylubiquinol 3-O-methyltransferase activity; polyprenyldihydroxybenzoate methyltransferase activity. Gene Ontology annotation, biological process: ubiquinone biosynthetic process. Lineage: Eukaryota; Metazoa; Arthropoda; Insecta; Diptera; Drosophilidae. Gene Ontology annotation, cellular component: mitochondrion.